This is a messenger RNA of Hyaena hyaena (striped hyena), 3085 nucleotides long. RefSeq names its product apoptosis inducing factor mitochondria associated 3 (gene AIFM3). Bases 938 to 2755 code for a protein of 605 amino acids. Gene Ontology annotation, cellular component: mitochondrion; cytoplasm. Gene Ontology annotation, molecular function: oxidoreductase activity, acting on NAD(P)H; flavin adenine dinucleotide binding; 2 iron, 2 sulfur cluster binding. The transcript is spliced from 21 exons. NCBI's taxonomy places the organism in Eukaryota, Metazoa, Chordata, Mammalia, Carnivora, Hyaenidae. The record is from RefSeq and is a predicted model, not a curated record. Gene Ontology annotation, biological process: execution phase of apoptosis.
GGCCCCCGACCCCACCAUCCCGGCUUGGCUGCAGAGUCCCUGCCCCACAGUCCCCGCGCCCGGGUCUAGCGCGCGCGCGCUCUUAGGUCGCGGACCCGGGGCCGGGGCGUUGGGGGCUGAGGUCGGCAGCCGGAGAGAAAGAGACUUGGUGGAGACUCGAGCGCCUCUCUUCCUUCUCUCCUCCCCCACCUGGCCCUUACUCGCUUGCCGCGGGGCCCUGCAGUGUACCCGUCCCCCUUUCUGGGCCGUCCGGUUUGGUGAGGGCGCCUGGACCAGCGGGAAGGCUGCAGGAAAGAUCAUCUCAGAUAGAGGGAACUGCACGUGCAAAGGCAGAGAGAGUGCACGGGAGGUUUGCGCCUGAGCCCGGAGGGGAGCAGGUGAGGGCAAAUAACCCUCAAACUUGAAUGCCAUCCUAAGGAACGCUAGAAGCCACUGAGGGCCCCAACUGGACAGCAACCCCCCCACUCCCGCUUCUGUCUAGCCUGCACUGGCUUAGGGGGGUAGGGUGUCCCUGUGAACCAGGACACAGGCUCCUGGUGGAUAGUUAGCACUUGGGCACUAUUACAACUUUCAGCAUUGGGUAGUUUGUGGGCAAGGGACAGCACUCCAUAAAAUCUUGGGGGGUCCCUCCUGCUGCUCCACAGUAAGAGCCUUUCCCUUUGAGGCAGCAGGGUUCCAAGCCAGCCUGCAAAGAUAGGCCUGAGGAAGUUUCAAUCCCUGGCAAAUCUCUUUCCAGGCCCAAGGCCCUGGAGGAUCUGAGACACCUGGGCACCUGGAAAGGGAGGAACAGCCUAGACAGGUCCUGGAGGCAGCUCCUGCUGGGAUGGCAGCUCCAGCAUCUUUAAGGGCCAUGGGGGGUCCAGCCCCACCGGGAGCACCCUAGGACUCCCACCGCCAUCUGUGCACCUGCCCCCCACUCAUCUGUGGGCCACUCACCAUGGGUGGGUGUUUCUCCAAGCCCAAGCCAGUGGAGCUCAAGAUCGAGGUGGUGCUGCCUGAGAAGGAGCGGGGCAAGGAGGAACUGUCAGCCAGCGGGAAGGGCAGCCCCCGCGCCUACCAGGGCAAUGGCACAGCCCGCCACUUCCACGCUGAGGAGCGCCUGCCCGCCCCUCAUCCGUACCCCGGUGCUCAGGACUGUGUGGAGGCCGCCGUCUGCCAUGUCAAGGACCUUGAGAAUGGCCAGAUGCGGGAAGUAGAGCUGGGCUGGGGGAAGGUGUUGCUGGUGAAGGACAAUGGGGAGUUCCACGCUCUGGGCCACAAGUGUCCACACUACGGUGCACCCCUGGUGAAAGGUGUGCUGUCCCGCGGCCGGGUGCGCUGCCCCUGGCAUGGUGCCUGCUUCAACAUCAGCACUGGUGACCUGGAGGAUUUCCCUGGCCUGGACAGUCUGCACAAAUUCCAGGUGAAGAUUGAGAAGGAGAAGGUGUACGUCCGAGCCAGUAAACAGGCCUUGCAGCUACAGCGAAGAACCAAGGUGAUGGCUAAGUGUAUCUCUCCAAGUGCUGGCCACAGCAGCAGCACCAACGUGCUCAUUGUAGGCGCAGGUGCAGCUGGCUUGGUGUGUGCGGAGACACUGCGGCAGGAGGGGUUCUCAGACAGGAUUGUCUUGUGCACGCUAGACCGGCACCUCCCCUAUGACCGGCCUAAGCUCAGCAAGUCCCUGGAUGCACAGCCUGAGCAGCUGGCCCUGAGGCCCAAGGAGUUCUUCCGAGCCUACGGCAUCGAGGUGCUCACCGAGGCCCAGGUGGUUACAGUGGACGUGAGAAACAAGAAGGUCGUGUUCAAGGAUGGCUUCAAGCUGGAGUACAGCAAGCUGCUGCUCGCACCAGGGAGCAGCCCUAAGACGCUGAGCUGCAAAGGCAAAGAGGUGGAGAAUGUGUUCACCAUCCGGACGCCUGAAGAUGCCAAUCGCGUGGUGAGGCUGGCCCGGGGCCGCAACGCAGUGGUCGUGGGAGCUGGCUUCCUGGGGAUGGAGGUGGCCGCCUAUCUGACGGAAAAGGCCCACUCAGUGUCCGUCGUGGAGCUGGAGGAGACGCCCUUCAGGAGAUUUCUGGGGGAACGUGUCGGUCGUGCCCUCAUGAAGAUGUUUGAGAACAACCGGGUCAAGUUCUACAUGCAGACAGAGGUGUCUGAGCUGCGGGCCCAGGAGGGAAAGCUAAAGGAGGUCGUGCUGAAGAGCAGCAAGGUCGUGCGGGCUGACGUCUGUGUUGUGGGCAUUGGCGCGGUGCCUGCCACAGGCUUCCUGAGGCAGAGCAGCAUCAAUCUGGAUUCCCGAGGCUUCAUCCCUGUCAACAAGAUGAUGCAGACCAACAUCCCAGGCGUGUUUGCAGCUGGCGAUGCUGUCACUUUCCCCCUGGCCUGGAGAAACAAUCGGAAAGUGAAUAUCCCACACUGGCAGAUGGCUCAUGCCCAGGGGCGUGUGGCGGCCCAGAACAUGCUGGCGCAGGAGGCGGAGAUCAGCACCGUGCCCUACCUGUGGACAGCCAUGUUUGGCAAGAGCCUGCGCUACGCGGGGUACGGAGAAGGCUUCGACGACGUCAUCAUCCAGGGAGAUCUGGAAGAGCUCAAGUUCGUGGCUUUUUACACCAAAGGCGAUGAGGUGAUUGCUGUGGCCAGCAUGAAUUACGAUCCCAUCGUGUCCAAGGUGGCUGAGGUGCUAGCCUCAGGCCGUGCCAUCCGAAAGCGGGAGGUGGAGCUGUUUGUGCUACACAGCAAGACCGGCGACAUGUCUUGGCUCACAGGGAAAGGAUCCUGAGCUCGCAUGCAGCAGACUUGGGCAGGCACGCUGGGGCACCAGGGACAGAGGCCAAGCCUUGGGGGCAGGUGCCAAUCUCCAAUUUCCCAGGAUCCCCCAGGGCAGAACCUGAGCCUUCCCAGUGCUUGCCUUCGGUUGCCUGGCUCACCUCCAGAGAGGCCUCUGCUGCCUCUGGGAGAUGCUUACCCCCCCCAAGGCCUCAGCUGCCACUGAUGGCUGGCAAUGGAGGCAGGACAGGCCUGUCCUCUUCUCCCUUCCUUGAGACUGGUUCCCAACAGGACCCUGCAACAUAUUAGAUACUAUCUUAAAAUUAAAACGCACACAUUUGCA